AUGGUCUUGCAGUCAGAUCGGCAGGAGCAGGGACCUGGUGAGAGUCUCGCUGAGACACCUCAGCUGCGAGAACACCACCGCGCUGCAAUUAAGGUGAUUCGUAGGAUGCAGUAUUUCGUGGCAAAGAAAAAGUUUCAGCAAGCUAGAAAGCCCUAUGAUGUCCGAGAUGUUAUUGAGCAGUAUUCUCAGGGUCACCUCAACCUGAUGGUGCGAAUCAAGGAGUUACAGAGGAGGUUGGACCAAUCCAUAGGGAAGCCAUCUCUUUUUAUCUCUGUCUCAGAAAAAAGCAAAGAUCGAGGGAAUAACACGAUUGGUGCCAGGCUGAACAGAGUGGAGGACAAGAUGUCUGCUGUCAGCAGAAGAUCUGCGACUUGCACAUCACAGAGGCGGAAUCCAGUUUUAGGGAGUUUUGGCCAAGCUUUGAGGUCAAAUAAUCAGUCCCACAGAGAUGCCGCCAAAAACUCUCAGCGAAAUUUUGGUAGCAGAAGUGACUGGGGAGGAACAUGGUGCCCCUCCACCGAUGCAAAGGAGCAGCAGUUCCCGCUGUAG
Phaethon lepturus (White-tailed tropicbird) is the source of this 549-nucleotide messenger RNA. Its product is annotated as potassium voltage-gated channel subfamily KQT member 1-like. Bases 1 to 549 code for a protein of 182 amino acids. Gene Ontology annotation, cellular component: membrane; voltage-gated potassium channel complex. The record is from RefSeq and is a predicted model, not a curated record. The transcript is spliced from 7 exons. Gene Ontology annotation, molecular function: voltage-gated potassium channel activity. Lineage: Eukaryota; Metazoa; Chordata; Aves; Phaethontiformes; Phaethontidae. Gene Ontology annotation, biological process: potassium ion transport.